Messenger RNA from Pseudovirgaria hyperparasitica, 1070 nucleotides. RefSeq lists its product as uncharacterized. Bases 365 to 919 code for a protein of 184 amino acids. Lineage: Eukaryota; Fungi; Ascomycota; Dothideomycetes; Acrospermales; Acrospermaceae. The transcript has a single exon. The record is from RefSeq and is a predicted model, not a curated record.
AGGGGGAAUCUAAGGUGAUAUCGUGGUUCCCUGUUGGUUGGAGUCAGGCAUCAUUAUCAUCUUCCAUUGUGGAACUCUCUGUACCAGCUACCACGAUCUUGGCUUCGAAGUUUGCCUUUUCCAGCCACGCGACUGUCUUUUGGAGCUCAGAUAGACUCCCCUGAUUUGUGAGGUCUCCCGCGUGAAUCAAGACAUCUCCGGCUGGUAGCUUCGGUGUUUGAUUGUGGGUGUCGGAGAUGCAGACGAACCUCGUCUUGCGAUAGACCGGCCGGGUGCUGGGGUAGGAUGUCAUGGUGUUGCCAUUGUAGUCUUCAUAUUUUUGGCGCUCUCAAAAGACGAGGCGGAGCGACUGAAAGGGUUCUGCAUGGCAGCGAUGAGUCGAGAGUCGAACAACAAUGACUGGAAAGCUGGAGGCUGCAGUCACACUUUCCACUACUACUUGGACCUGUAUGCGCUAGUCUAUAUCAGGCAACCAGCCUCCAUAUCACUAUCACAAGCUGUCAUCAAAUACUUUGUAUCUCGCAUGUUUAGUGAUAAUAGUUGCAAUGGAAAGCAGACCAGAAGGCCUCGAGUAUCUCAGACUCAAUCCUAUACAUCAACAACAAGGUCUGCGACCCGGCCAAAGUACCGAAACGCUAGCCGCUUACAGUCCAGAUCCAUCUCGGACUUAUUACACGACGUCGAGACAUACUGUAUCAUAUGCCAAGAUGAAGGAUGCCGCAGAAUAUCCCUGUUGUCUCAAAAGUUGAAUAGCCGUGGGCUGACCGAGGGCAGCAUGAUCGUGCCACGGCCCACCACCAUGCCGCCCCCGCCUGGAUCAAACCAAAGUUACAAUUCGUUCUAUAAUCUGGUCAAUUACUUGUCUUCAGUCUCCAUAUCAUCAAAUCCAUACUCAAAUCCAUCUCACAUCCCACCGUAGUAUCCGUCUGAAGCAUUGACAGCGAUGGCUGCCCUUUACAAAGCUUCACUUGUCGCCUUGGCCGGCAUUGGCGCGUACACGCUCCACGCCCUCUCCAGCCAGAACGGCAUGUACGAGAUGAUCAAAUCGGUCGGCGAGAGACACCUGUUGA